CUUUACGACACGGCGGAGGGAUUUGGACGCGCGGCGCGGGGAGGGUUUAAAGGAGGAAGGAAGCCAUUUUGGAGCUUCGAGUAAGAGAAACACACGGAUAGAUAACAAAAAAAAGAAACAUAAUUGUUAUAAUUAUAUUGAGUAAUAAACAAAGAGAAACGACGGAAACAUACGGACUACACGGCGACGAGGAAUCAGACGUGUCCGAGCCCGGGUAAAGGUAACCAGUCAGAUGGUGAACUACAAAGGGAAGGUUGGAUAUGAAGAUGGUGAAUUUGAGAGAUCUGUUGGUUAUGAGCACAGUGACCAGGGCUUUGUUAGUAGGUUGAAUUGAAGAAAGGAACUUUAUUCUUAGUUGUGGGCUUUUUUUAAUAAAGGAAAUUGAUUUUGUGCACCAGAGCAAGUGAUUUCACCGUUCAUAGACUUUAAGGACAAGCACUUGCUUGUGUUGCAAUAACAAAGACUCAUAUAUUGAGCAAGACUUUAUCUCUUCAUUUUGAAGAGUCAAAUAAACUUAUUACAGUCUCUGUACUGACUUUAAACCUUGUGAAGCUGAAAAGACACGCCUUCAAAGGGACAAUUUAAAAACGCAACAAAAUGAGCACCGCCAGAACAGAGAACCCUGUUUUAAUGGGUAUGUCCAGCCAGAAUGGGCAGCUAAGAGGCCCAUUGAAACCCAGUGCAGGGCCUGGAGGUGGGGGGACACAGACACAACAAAUAAACCAGCUGAAAAAUGCCAGCACAAUCAACAGUGGCAGUCAGCAGCAAGCACAGAGCAUGAGCAGCAUUAUAAAGCCUGGUGAUGACUGGAAGAAGACUUUAAAACUCCCUCCAAAAGACCUUAGAAUCAAGACUUCGGAUGUCACCUCCACAAAAGGAAAUGAGUUUGAAGAUUAUUGUUUAAAAAGAGAGCUGCUCAUGGGAAUAUUUGAAAUGGGAUGGGAAAAACCAUCUCCAAUACAGGAGGAGAGCAUUCCCAUUGCAUUGUCUGGUAGGGAUAUCUUGGCUAGAGCAAAAAAUGGAACUGGCAAGAGUGGCGCCUACCUCAUUCCCUUACUUGAACGGCUAGACCUAAAGAAGGACUGUAUACAAGCAAUGGUGAUUGUUCCUACUCGAGAACUGGCACUACAGGUCAGUCAGAUUUGCAUCCAGGUCAGCAAGCACAUGGGCGGGGCCAAAGUCAUGGCGACAACAGGGGGAACAAAUCUGCGGGAUGAUAUAAUGAGGCUUGAUGAUACAGUACAUGUAGUAAUAGCAACUCCUGGCAGGAUUCUGGAUCUCAUUAAGAAAGGUGUGGCUAAAGUAGACCAUAUCCAGAUGAUUGUGUUGGAUGAGGCAGACAAACUGCUGUCUCAGGAUUUCAUGCAAAUAAUGGAGGAUAUAAUUAUGACGCUACCUAAAAACAGACAGAUUCUUCUUUACUCAGCCACAUUUCCCCUAAGUGUUCAGAAGUUUAUGACUUUACAUUUGCAAAAACCCUAUGAGAUUAACCUGAUGGAAGAAUUGACGCUGAAAGGAGUAACGCAAUAUUAUGCCUAUGUGACAGAACGGCAGAAAGUUCACUGCCUCAACACACUGUUCUCAAGGCUCCAAAUCAACCAGUCCAUAAUUUUCUGCAACUCCUCCCAACGGGUUGAACUCCUGGCUAAGAAGAUAUCUCAGUUGGGUUAUUCAUGUUUUUAUAUCCAUGCAAAGAUGAGACAGGAGCACAGGAAUCGUGUUUUUCAUGAUUUCAGAAAUGGCUUGUGCCGAAAUCUUGUAUGCACUGAUCUGUUUACCCGUGGUAUUGAUAUCCAAGCUGUGAAUGUGGUGAUAAACUUUGACUUUCCAAAGCUGGCAGAGACAUACUUGCAUCGCAUAGGAAGAUCAGGUCGAUUUGGCCACCUUGGGCUUGCCAUAAACUUGAUCACUUAUGAUGACCGAUUCAACCUUAAAAGUAUUGAAGAACAGCUGGGAACAGAAAUCAAGCCCAUACCCAGCAGCAUAGACAAGAACUUAUAUGUGGCAGAAUAUCACAGUGAAUCUGGGGAAGACAAACCUUAACCUGCACGUUUUGUCACGGAGACCCUUUAAAGACAAGAAGAUGUUGUCCUUUCAUGCAUCAUUUAAGAGGGUUUCAUUCCCACAUGCCUUUUUACUUUAUAUUUAGAGCUUCCCUCCCCUUUUGGAACACUGACCAGCAUAUAUCAAACUUACGGCGUUGUCAUUUUCUCCUUCCCCCUGGUCUCCGGACAGUUCCCUACAAACCCCCGAAUGUUUGCACUGCGUUUUCACCUUUUUUUGUUGCACUUAAUUUCCCCCAUUUUUUGACAAUGUUUCUCAUGGGGAUGGGAAGCUUUACAGAAACCCUCUUGUCCAUUUUGUUUGGUUGGGCCUCACAAUUAGGUACAGCCUUCUCUGCUUCUAAACCAUUUUGCUUCCAGAUGACCCAGUAUUACUGCUUUAAGACAUUUCAGGAUCCUCUGGCAGCAACAGUCCCCCCUCCCCCAGUCUGCAUCCUUUUGUGGCGUGUUGGGAGUCUCACUGAAUUUUUUUCUUUUUUUUCGUAAGCAAACUUAUCUUUUACUUGUGCAAAGUGCCUUACGCUACGAGACCAUUCAAGAUCAUCUUCACAAUGCAGCCCAUGGGAUUAAAAAGCAUUAUUCUUAAUUCUUUUCCAACUUCUUCUACCCCCUCUAAAUUGAAACCUGCAGAUUUUACAGCUGCUCUUGUAUUAUAAAACUCUUCCAUAUGUAAUCUGGUUUUCCCCCCACCCCUUCAAUAUUUCCAGAAAAAGGAAGAAUAUUUAUAACUUCAGUUCCCCGAAUAUGUAAAUAUGGUGUACUUUAUUAAAACAAAAAAUGGUUCACAGCCAAUGUCAGAAAACCUUUUGGAAGACUUAAGUGUGAGUUGUUCCAGAAACCUUUUCCAUUUUGACCAAUUCAGAAUUUUUUCCCAUAUAAAAAGUAAAGGUUGGUUUAUGUUUUACUUUCAACGCCCCUUUUUCCCCAGCAAAAGCUCUUGUUUCAAUCAUAUUCCAAAGCCAUGCUCCCUCUUUUCUCACAGUACAUUGCAUGAGGGGUAGGGGGAAUGAUACUAGAAAAUAUGAUGUGUAUAAUUGUACAAAAAUGUAAAUAACUUUUUUUUUGUGGGAGGGCAGGUAAUUGUAUUUUUUUUUCUCCCUACUGAUGGUUUGUGAGGGAUUCUAGGUGGAUUAGCACUGUAGCGAAAACUGAGGGAGGCUCAGUUUGUAGCAACACUUUGGUGGUUUUUUUUUUUGGUUUUUCCCCUAUACAUUGAAUGGCACUGAAUGGAAUGGUUUGUGUGGCAAUUUAACGUUAAUCCAUUUUUUUCACCUAACUGAAGUGAUGAUCACUGGCUAUUUUGUAUCUUUUUUUGGGGAGGUGGUGAAGUCUUCACAACGCAAGCACAGUGUUCACUAGACUUUCAGUACUGCACACAUCUAUUAAUGUAAAAGGCCAAACCAUACCCCUAGCAUAAUUCUAGAGUUACUUUAUGCGUUGGCAUUACAAUACUCUUGAACAAAACUUUUCUGGGGUCAGUGAUAUGUUAAAGUUGAAAGCUAAGAAUGUGCAUUCAAAGUGUUGUUUUGAGCUGUGCCUCUCCCAAUAUGCUUGAUGCUUGGCCUUAUCUACAGGCAACAUGAGUGAGGAGCCAUCAUGUUCUGUUUUAUUGACCCCUUUCAAUUCCCAAAUCCCUAAUUUGCACCUGAAUUGUGUAAACGUAUAUGUGCACUGCGCAGCAAGGAUUUUACUUCCCAAAUCUAAAAUUGAAGGAUUUUUCUAAAAAUUACCCUAAAUAUCUAUUUACCUAGGUUAUACGUCCAGUUUUGUAUUGCGCUCAUGUCACUAGCAGCUUUGUGUAAGGGAUGUACUAUGGGUCCCACACUUCAGUAGUGAGAGCACAAAAUUUGGCAUAGAUUCAUUUUAUUGGGAUACAUUUAUUAAAAUUGAUUUUGCUCUGCUACUGAACUGCUUUACCCUAUAUAAUUGGGAUUAUGGUGCAAUACAUGAUCCCUGUUCUUUUAUACAGUGCACAAACCAAUGUGAUCCUGCACCACUGCUCCUUUGUUCAUGCCGCAACUAUUUUGUUGCCGAGCAGUGAUCUGCUGGUGCUAAAGCUGUGAUCCUUGCACAUUUUUUUUUUUUUAAAAAUAGCCUCAACACUUUCUGCCAGAUACAUCUUGCAGGAAGUUGUGAGGCUGAGCACUAUAGAAAUACAUCGGCAACCUUUCAGAAAAGACUGCCUUGGUGCUGUGCAAAUAUUCUGUUAGAUUGAUAAAGCCAAAGGGAAAGAUGCUCUUGAAUACGUUAUUUGAAUAAUUUUGCCCCUGCUGUAGUUGUAACUUAUUUGGUUUGGUGUGUCCAAAUGAAACACGCAAAUCUUUACAAUUAUUCUGUUGAGUAGUUUUAAGUAACUUCAUGAUUUUUUUUUUUUUCAAGCUGGAAUGGCUGACUAUGUCCUGUAGCACCUUCUCAGGCCUUCUGUUGGCUUAUUUUCCAUGCUAUGAUGUCCUCAAUGCAAAGAGUUUUGGGUCGGGUAACCAAAUUUUAGGUUGGGGUAAGGAUUCUUUUUUUUUUUUUAUUUAUUUUAAAUCCAGAGUGAGAUGGGAGCAUCUUUCCUUGGCAUAAUUUAGAAUUUGAGUGAACAUGCCCUGUAGGUAUAUCUAAAUAGGUUUCCCUUUAUUACAGGGCACCAAAACACUGUAUUACUGUUCAGUGUUACAGGAUGAAAGAUACUUGUAAUACCUCUUACACUGAACAGGUUGGACAUCUCAUUCUGAGUUUAUUUUAUGGGUUGGGAGGGUUAUGAUCUGCAAAAAUAAAGCAUAUUGGGGCAGUGUAAAAGUGCAUUAUCCCAGCAGAAAAUACACUUAAGUUUAUGGUUUUAGUUUGAAUAAGAAUUGCUAACAAUCCAUUGCUAACCUCAAUGAGUUGUUUUGGGCAAUUGACAUUUGGACAGUUUUGUUUGUUUUUUUCCUUCCUAUCUGUUUCAAGCUCUUAAAGGAGGAAAGUGAAAUUCUUCAUUACUUAUUUUAGGAGAGGCAACUGGAUUGUUCCUAAAAUGUUUUAUUGCAGAUCUUAGGGUAAGGGUUGCUGAGGCAUUGUGCCUUUCCUCUGAUUGGGUGGGGGGUGGAGGCAAAUACAGAUGAUCUACUCUUUGGCUGACAAUUACUAUGCUGAAUUGCAGAGCAAUUCCUCUAGUUUUUGCCAUUUAAAGGGUAAACUCCUCUGGCACAUUGAUUUGUUUAACCUUUAAUUGCCAGUUCCGGUGUCUUUAGCCGUCAUCAAACUAUGUGAAGACUAAUUUCUGCCAUUUUCUAUUCAACAUCUGGCAAAAGGAACAGCUUAGUUGCAGCCACCAUAAUUCUGAAGUUUUGUUUUGGUUGCGGGCAUUUAUAUUGGGAGAAUAAGUGUUUAAUGUUCAGUGCCAGGGUGGGGUAACUAAGCUGCUGUCAAAAGUACUAAUUGGCUUACAUUGAAAUUCAAGAAAAUGGCCUAGUGGGUAUUUUUUUUUUUUUUUUUUCCAAACAUAACCCAAUUCUGUAUUGUUGGUGGUUGUUAAACCAAUAAGAGAGUAAGAUGAAUGGUACAAUCUGGAAUUGUUUUUUUUUCUCCCUGUUUAAAAUAUCAAUAAAAACCCACUGGAAAUUA
Xenopus laevis (African clawed frog) is the source of this 5654-nucleotide messenger RNA. RefSeq names its product DEAD-box helicase 6 L homeolog (gene ddx6.L). Bases 598 to 2043 code for a protein of 481 amino acids. NCBI's taxonomy places the organism in Eukaryota, Metazoa, Chordata, Amphibia, Anura, Pipidae. The record is from RefSeq and is a predicted model, not a curated record. Gene Ontology annotation, molecular function: ATP hydrolysis activity; nucleic acid binding; ATP binding. Gene Ontology annotation, cellular component: cytoplasm; nucleus; P-body. The transcript is spliced from 15 exons.